Messenger RNA from Yarrowia lipolytica CLIB122, 1200 nucleotides. RefSeq lists its product as uncharacterized. NCBI's taxonomy places the organism in Eukaryota, Fungi, Ascomycota, Dipodascomycetes, Dipodascales. The record is from RefSeq and is a predicted model, not a curated record. Gene Ontology annotation, molecular function: 1-phosphatidylinositol 4-kinase activity. Gene Ontology annotation, biological process: Golgi organization; endosome organization; phosphatidylinositol phosphate biosynthetic process. Gene Ontology annotation, cellular component: lysosomal membrane; plasma membrane; trans-Golgi network.
AUGUCUUUGCCUACAUAUGAACAGCCGAAAAAAUCGUGGCUCUCACUGCCCACCAACCCUGUGACUCGACUGAAACAGUCCCUCUUCUUCAACGUCCAGAACAGCCCCUACACCAGAUCCCGUGAUGAGAUCCUGCGCGAGAUUGACACGCGACACAGACACGACACGCAGGAGUUUCUCGAGCUUCAGAAGGCUGCCGUUGACCUGGUAGCUGUUGGAGAGCUCAGUGGCACCUACAAGACUGUUGAUUAUGUGAUCCCUGAGCCUGAGAAGGAUAAGGGACAAGGUGGAGAUAAUGACGAUAGUGAGGACGACAGCGAUGAUGAUGAGGUGGUGGAGGCUGGUCCUUCUGGUGGCGCUAUUGAGGAGGCGAUUCCUGAAGCCUCGUCUUCUCUAGCUGGACCUUCUGGUUCAGGACGGGAAGGUCUGUUUCGACCUUGCUCGGAAGAGUCAUACGAGCUGCUCUCUUACCUUCCUCUCCCCUUCACCAAGCCCUGCACAGUCUACCGAACUGGGUAUGUGUGUGAGGCGGCUGCGUCUGUGCUCAAUGCCCUGCUGGGCUUCAACGUGGUCCCUCUGACACGUGUUACUUCCGUCAAGGAUAAAUUGGGCUCUUUGCUUGAGCUUGAUGACGAUGCUAUUGCCGCCUUUGAGUACUUCAAGGCCAACGGCGAGGAAAAUACUCCCGAGUGGCUCAAUCUGGAGAUCCAGAAGCUCGCGGUGGUGGACUGGCUGUGUCGAAACAUGAACCGAACCCCUGGCAAUUGGUACAUUAACACCGCCACCGAGCAGAUUCACGGUAACGGUCUGGACACCGGUUACGACUCGUGUUUCCCCUACAAGCACCCCUGGAUGUUCCGGUGGAACCUUCCUGGCAAGGUGACAAGUGCUCCCUGGAGCGAGGAGAUCAGAGCUCGAGUUGUGCCUCUGCUAACGUCACAGGAGUGGUGGCAAGUUGCCUCGGACGCCUUGUACCAUACCUUCUUUGACAACCACGACGACUUUGAGGAGGGAUUCUGGAACUCUCAGUGGGCCAUUUUCCGCGGCCAAGCUUACUUGCUGUUGAGUAACUUGCUCAGAAAAGACUCUACUCCUGACGACUUGUCUCGAGGCCAUCCUAAGUUGAUGAUUGCGUACGAUGGAGGUAUGGACAAGGCUCAGAGAGGCGUGGAGUUGUACAUUGAGCCUAAGGGUAAAUAA